AUGCACAGGAUCAUUGUCGGCGUUAAGUACUGCUUCAGAUAUAAUCAGCGCAAUCGCGCCGCCCGCGCUCUCAAUGAACAUGGCGAACCCGUCGACCUCACCCAGAUGCCGCACCCACGACGGAGACGACGCGAGAAGAAGCUCAUGUCGAUGGAGGAGGUCAAUGAGCGCUUCCCAUUGACCAAAUACAAGAUCUGGCGAUCGAGCAGAGAGGCCGAAGGACUGCCUGCCGCUGGUGGGGUCAACCCACAGAGCAGACCCGUCAGUCUGAAGGAGGAAGAAGGCACCAUCGAGACACAGUUUGCGAAACAGUCUACGGAUACCGCGCGACCCCCAACGGCUCUGAGCGUGGCGCAACAGGACCAUGCCAAUGCCAUAUCGCAUGCGCGACCAGUAUCAGAUGCGGAAGCCACUUCCAGCUCUGACAAGGUUCCCGAGAAGAGCGUGGUUGAGACGACCGAGACAGUCGCAUCGGCGGAUGAUAGGAACGCAUCCGUCGUAAGCGGCUUGGAUGACGAUGACGAAGACGAUCCUAUUCGCACCGCUGCGCCGCCAGAAAUGCUCGCAGCACCUGGAGAUUCCUGCGCCAUCUGUCUGGAUACUUUGGACGAUGACGAUGACGUGAGAGGUUUGACGUGUGGGCAUGCCUUCCAUGGAUCAUGCGUGGACCCCUGGCUUACAAGCAGGAGGGCGUGUUGUCCUCUUUGCAAGGCGGAUUAUUACGUGCCGAAGCCUCGCCCAGAUGGCGAAGAUCCUUCAGCAGACCCUCGACGACGUGGAAGGAAUGCGCAUGGCAUGCAACCACCGCCAACAGCCUUUAUCGGUGGUCGAGGCAUUGCGAUGAGAGGGCGUAUGAUGUUUGCACCUCGAGUAUUAUUCCUCAACGACAACACAAAUCAGUUCUAUGCGCCGCAUGCUGCUAGAGAAGAGCGGUUACGGCGAGAACGAGAGGCGCAGGCGGCAUUCUAUCAGGAUCCUGCGGCGCAGCGACAAGAGCAACAGGAUCAACAAACACCCGGUCGGUCAUGGCGGAGUCGGUUGACCACCAUGCCAAGAUUUGGCCGGCGAACAUCACAAAGUCAGCAAAACCAGCCACAGGAACCUGUCGUCAGUGCUGGUGAGCUCGAGGCUGGCACGAGAACGUGA
Molecule: messenger RNA, 1146 nt
Organism: Zasmidium cellare ATCC 36951
Lineage: Eukaryota; Fungi; Ascomycota; Dothideomycetes; Mycosphaerellales; Mycosphaerellaceae
Exons: 1
Coding region: 1-1146 (381 amino acids)
Biological process (GO): ubiquitin-dependent protein catabolic process
Cellular component (GO): cytoplasm
Molecular function (GO): ubiquitin protein ligase activity
Source: RefSeq, a predicted model, not a curated record